GGUGGGCGGGGCCGGAGAGAGGCGGGGCCCGUCAGACAGGAGGUGGGGCCGGCGCGGCGCCCGGGCCCGCGGACUCCAGCAGGAUGGCGGGCGGCACUAGAGGGAGCUGCCAGCCCCCGCCCCGCCCGCCCCGCCCGCCUCGCGCCCGCCCGGCCUCCAGCGCCGCCUCCCCAGCCCGCGCCGCCGCGAUGGCGGAGGACAGCGAGUCUGCGGCCAGCCUGCAGAGCUUGGAGCUGGACGACCAGGACACGUGCGGGAUAGACGGGGACAAUGAGGAGGAGACCGAGCACACCAAAGGAAGUUCCGGAGGGGAUUUGGGAGCCAAAAAGAAAAAGAAGAAACAGAAGAGAAAAAAGGAGAAAGCAAAUUCCGGGGACACCAAGUCAGACUCCGCCUCUGAUUCCCAGGAGAUUAAAAUUCAGCAGCCCUCCAAGAAUCCCACCAUCCCAAUACAGAAGCUGCAGGAUAUCCAGAGAGCAAUGGAGCUGUUAUCUGCGUGCCAGGGCCCAGCCAGGAGCAUUGAUGAGGCCGGAAAACACAGAUACCAGUUCUGGGACACACAACCGGUACCCAAACUAAAUGAAGUCGUAACAUCUCACGGUGCCAUUGAACCGGACAAGGACAACGUGCGCCAAGAACCGUAUUCUUUGCCCCAGGGCUUCAUGUGGGACACUUUAGACUUGAGUAACGCUGAAGUGCUCAAGGAGCUGUACACACUGCUCAAUGAGAACUACGUGGAAGACGAUGACAACAUGUUCCGCUUCGACUACUCGCCCGAGUUCCUGCUGUGGGCUCUGCGUCCCCCAGGCUGGCUCCCCCAGUGGCACUGUGGGGUCAGAGUGUCUUCAAAUAAGAAACUGGUGGGGUUCAUAAGCGCCAUCCCAGCAAACAUUCGGAUUUAUGACAGUGUGAAGAAGAUGGUAGAAAUCAACUUUCUUUGCGUUCAUAAGAAACUGAGAUCGAAGCGGGUAGCCCCAGUGUUAAUCCGAGAGAUAACCAGAAGGGUGAACCUGGAGGGGAUCUUUCAGGCUGUGUAUACAGCCGGCGUUGUUCUGCCCAAGCCGGUGGCCACGUGCAGAUACUGGCAUCGAUCACUAAACCCCAGAAAGUUGGUGGAAGUGAAAUUUUCUCACUUGAGUAGAAAUAUGACUUUGCAGAGAACAAUGAAGCUAUAUAGACUGCCAGAUGUUACAAAGACGUCAGGUUUGAGACCCAUGGAACCAAAAGAUAUCAAAGCAGUUCGAGAAUUAAUCAACAAUUACCUGAAGCAGUUUCACCUGGCACCAGUGAUGGACGAGGUGGAAGUAGCCCACUGGUUCCUUCCCCGGGAGCAUAUCAUCGACACAUUUGUAGUGGAGAGCUCCAGUGGAAAACUGACUGACUUCCUGAGCUUCUACACGCUCCCUUCAACAGUGAUGCACCACCCAGCUCACAAAACCCUCAAAGCCGCCUACUCUUUCUACAACAUUCACACAGAGACGCCCCUGUUGGACCUGAUGAGUGAUGCACUCAUCCUGGCCAAGUUGAAAGGAUUUGAUGUGUUCAAUGCCUUGGACUUGAUGGAAAAUAAGACUUUCUUGGAAAAACUCAAGUUUGGUGCAGGAGAUGGCAAUUUACAGUAUUACCUGUACAACUGGAGAUGUCCGGGAACAGAUUCUGAGAAGGUUGGACUUGUACUACAGUAGAUGGAUAUUUUUUUUCUAGAACUCUGACAUCAUUUGUUAAUAUUCUAUUUAAAGAUUUCUGGAACUGCUAUUCCAAAGAAGAAUAAAAGCACAACUUAAAUGAACCCGAAGCAGUGGAUAACAAUCAGAAAAGAUGAAAAAUCCCUGUGUGACCAAUAGUGUCCAUGUCCUAGCUGGGAUGGUAAAAUUUCAUCCUUUUUUCACUGUUUACACAUUGGUAAGAGGGAUGAAAGGGUACAGAAGAGCACAUUCUUCUAAUGUUCAAACUUUGGUUGUCUCUUCAUGAAGAGAGAGGUAUUUUUCCUCUAGAAAAGGGAUUUUUUUUCUCUGUGGACUAAAAGGUCACAGAAUCAUGUAAGAAAAUCUUUGCUGUUAUGUGAAGAUAAAGUGCUGCCUUUCUAUUUAUUAAAUGUAUUUGUCCAUGUAACAGAAUGAAGGAUCCACUUGGAAAAUUCUUACUUCUGUUGUACACGGUAUCGUUGGGAACCUAUAUGGAAUUAACACUUCCGUAACUCAGUGACCAGUGGUGGAUGGUGAAAGUGGGGAGCAGUAUAAACAUGUACCGAUGACGAGUCCAUCUCUUUCUCCCUAAGCAAAGUUGCCAAAUCAAUAAA
This is a messenger RNA of Nycticebus coucang (slow loris), 2299 nucleotides long. It is a transcript of the gene NMT2, whose product is annotated as N-myristoyltransferase 2. The record is from RefSeq and is a predicted model, not a curated record. Bases 84 to 1685 code for a protein of 533 amino acids. Gene Ontology annotation, biological process: N-terminal peptidyl-glycine N-myristoylation. Gene Ontology annotation, cellular component: cytoplasm. Gene Ontology annotation, molecular function: glycylpeptide N-tetradecanoyltransferase activity. NCBI's taxonomy places the organism in Eukaryota, Metazoa, Chordata, Mammalia, Primates, Lorisidae. The transcript is spliced from 12 exons.